AUGCCCUCAUCCAUUUUCUCACUUCUCCUCAUUUUUCUUACAAAUUCUGCUGUUUUUGGAGAAAAUGUUUAUUGUACUUAUUAUCGAGAAUCGAAUGAAAUCACAUGCGGAACGGUCACCUGUGCAACUCAUAUUCCACCAAACAGCGAACUUGAGGAAGAAGGUCUCGAUGUGAAAUUACCUCGCGGUUGGUACCGUAUCGGAACGAUGCAGAUCCGUCAUGACACUUCAUGGCUCAACUUAUAUCGUCGACGGGCGGUCGGAACAGGAUAUUGGGAUUUUUACACAAAUAUUCCGGAACGGAAUUGUGCUGGAACAUUUGGUCUACACGCAGGCGAAAAUAUAUCGGGAACAGUGACCGUAAAAGACAAAAAAUGUUUCGAUCGCCUAAUUUAUCAAAUUGAAAAGAAGUCGACAAUUGAGAAAUUUGAUCAUCACGAAGCGGUUUACCCAUCAGCUCCACCGCCUUAUACGCCGCCAGCUAACAACCUUCCGCCGCCGCCGCAACAGAUUCCAGCGGGCACAUAUGCUCCGCAACAAAUUCCGGCGGGCAACUAUGGCCAACAACCCGCCGGACCAUAUCCACCUCAACCGGCUCCGCAAAUGCAAUACGCUGCAAUGCCGGCUGCCACCAACGUGGUGAUUAUUCAAUCUCUCAAACUGGCACCAUCAUUCGAACCAUACACCGAAUUUUGCUACCGAUGCAACGAAAACAUCGUAACACGUGUUCAAUACACCAUGGGAUUCUGCUCGUGGACGAUGCUGUUUUUGGGAAUUUUCGUUUUUUUCCCACUAUUGUGCUGUUUCUGUUUGGACUCGUGCAAAGAUGCACGUCAUUACUGCCCCAAAUGUGGGACAUAUUUGUCCCUCAAAAGGAGAUAA
Caenorhabditis bovis is the source of this 882-nucleotide messenger RNA. The record is from the annotation of a GenBank genome assembly. Lineage: Eukaryota; Metazoa; Nematoda; Chromadorea; Rhabditida; Rhabditidae.